AUGACUGGAUGCUACUGGGCUUCGAGAAUCCUGGACUUCGAUCUGCUGGGAAGCAAGGGGCACGGACCGAUUGACGAAGACGAAUGGAUGGAGAUGAACGGAGUGGACGUACAGGGGAUGCGCACGUCAACACUUCUCCAGAGGUGGCGAGACGGGCCUGUGAGGGCAGCUAUAUUUCUCACCAUCCGUCCAAUGCCUUCAGGCUUGUCAGCGGCAUUGUUCUCGUACCCGUCCAGCGGGCGACUACGGAUGGGUGUUUCAGUCAAAUUGUUGUCGCAUCCUGGACCUGAAUCGGCAACGAUCGUAGCGAGGACCGCUCAACCUGAGGAACUCAGAGCAGAUACACAGCCUUCGGCGCGUCUUAGCUUCCCUCCCCGCCGGUGGGCGAAGGAGGUACUAGACUCUGGGAUCACGGUGAGAUGCGCGCCCGGACGGUUCAGUCCCCACUCCGUCGGGACGACCGCCCGCCCCAGAGAACUACUCUACCUACAGGCAACUACAAAGGUCUACACUAACGCGAGAGCCAACAAGAGCGCGCAACUCUCGCAGUGCCGACGCCCCGUCACAACGACUGACAAUCGUCUACCGACGCCCCCUCGCGGAUGGAACGCGGUGGGACAGCGCCGGCAGGCGAUGGCCAGCCGGGUGGCCUUGGGCUGGCGGGGGGUCGAGCUUGCGCGGCGAUGCGAUCGUCAGCCGCUGCCCACGCACUUUGUGCAAAGAGUAAGGUCAGCUUGUGGGCUCAGGGAGAGACGGAAAGACUUACAAAGACAAGACACCGUCGCCGCAACAGAUGUGGGAGAGGAAGAGAGGAAGGAUGUCGAUUGGAGGCUUCUGGUCAGGCUGACAACGAGGAAGAGCUCGGCCAGCCUCAACCCAAAUUGUGUCAGCCGCGCUGUCCGGGAUGUCACGGCGUGUACGAUCGAACAUGGUGCACUGCGGCUGACCCGAGAUGUUCGUUCAGUCACGCAGGAAGUGUGGAUCACUGUUGGGACCGCUUUCCUCACCCCAAGGCGAACACCAUGGACUUGGAAGCGAAAUGGCAUUGGCGGGAGUGGCUCGCGACAACGUUGA
Molecule: messenger RNA, 1074 nt
Organism: Rhodofomes roseus
Lineage: Eukaryota; Fungi; Basidiomycota; Agaricomycetes; Polyporales; Fomitopsidaceae
Exons: 7
Coding region: 1-1074 (357 amino acids)
Source: RefSeq, a predicted model, not a curated record